AGCCGUGCAUUUUUGAGAGGGUGCUUAGAUGAGUAUGACUGUCAUUUAGCCCAAGUAAAAGAGCUAUCACUGCUAGGAUUCUACACGUAACUUUGUGAUCCUUGACGGGCCGACGCGUGGAAUUAUAGAGUCGGCAAUAUAAAUGCAACAGUUAUUUUUUGGAGUUUCAUCGGGGGCUGUCAUCGGUAAACUUCGAACCAUUGUUUGCUCCUGAGGAGAGAGUGCCAUGCCCGAGGGAUCCCACAGCGCCACUCAUGACGUCCCGAUGGGCGAAGAGUCGCCUCGGCUGUCCACGGCUUCGGUCGGCAGCAAUGAACCGUCCACGGCAACGCUGUCGGACUGCGGCGAGCCGGGUAGCGCGGGCCAGCGGCCGGUGAGCCUAGUGUCCACACUCUCGUCAGGCUCAUCGGGCUCCUCCCGUGACGACAGCCCGCCCUGCGGCGGCGCGCCGCCGGACGUCGACCUCGACCUCUGCCCCCCGGAGCUGACCUCUGCCCAGCAGCAGUGCAACAACAACAACGCGGUCGCCGCGGCGGAAAAUACCGAAGCAGGAGGAGGAGGGCCGCCACUAUCACCAUUCGCCGCCAAAGCCAUGGCGCCCAAUCCCAAGCUCACGUACCUGGACCGUGUUGUCAUGGAGAUCAUCGAGACGGAACGCAUGUAUGUGAGGGACCUGCGGAGCAUCGUGGAGGACUAUCUGGCCCAGAUCAUAGACAUCAGUGACCUCCCCAUACGACCAGAGCAAGUGUGUGCUCUCUUUGGAAACAUCGAGGACAUCUAUGAGUUCAACAGUGAUCUGCUUCAGUCUCUGGAGAUGUGUGAUAACGACGCUGUGGCCAUCGCCAGGUGUUUCGUGCUUAAGCGUGAAUACUUUGAGAUCUACACACAAUAUUGCACCAACUACCCAAACUCUGUGGCUGCUCUGACGGACUGCAUGAGGAAUAAGACUCUGGCCAAGUUCUUCCGUGAGCGGCAGGCGGCUCUGAAGCGCUCACUCCCUCUGGGCUCCUAUCUACUCAAGCCCGUCCAGAGGAUCCUCAAAUACCACCUGCUGCUACAGGAGAUCGCCAAGCACUUUGACCCCCAGGAGGAGGGCUAUGAGGUGGUGGAGGAGGCCAUCUACACCAUGACCGGAGUGGCCUGGUACAUCAACGAUAUGAAGAGGAAGCAUGAACACGCCGUCAGACUGCAGGAGGUGCAGUCGCUGCUCAUCAACUGGAAGGGCCCUGACCUCACCACCUACGGUGAGCUGGUCCUGGAGGGCACCUUCAAGGUCCACCGCGCCAAGAACGAGCGCACGCUCUUCCUCUUCGACCGCAUGCUCCUCAUCACCAAGCGCCGCGGCGAACACUACGUCUACAAGACACACAUCUCGUGUUCUACCCUCAUGCUGAUUGAGAGUGCCAAGGACUCUCUGUGUUUCAGCGUCACACACUACAAGCAUCCCAAGCAGCCUCACACAGUGCAGGCCAGGACAGUGGAGGAGCGGAAGCUCUGGGCUCACCACAUCAAGCGCCUCAUCCUGGAGAACCACCAGGCCAUCAUACCACAGAAGGCUAAAGAGGCCAUCCUGGAAAUGGAUUCCAUGUAUUCCAAGUAUCGCUACAGCCCGGACAGGAUGAAGAAGGCUACUUCCUACCACUCAGAAGACUUCCCCAAUGGCCGUCAAGGCCGACGCCAGUCUGAACCAACCAAGCAGAUUCUGAAGAGCACCAAAGCUAUUCUGAAGCACGCUGACAGUGAAGGUGCACUACCAGCCAGCAUGCGGGCCAUGAGGCCCGUGCAGCCUGCGGCAAGCAUCAGCACUCUGGGCUCGAGCAUAGGCGAGUCUGAGGCUGAGAGGCCUAGCAUGGAGGACGAGGAGGAGGAGGAGGAGGAGGAAGAAGAAGAAGAGGAAGAGGACUCCCUGGAGAGGCUGAGCCCCAGCGACUCCGAGGAGCCCGCAUCGUCGUCGUCGUCGUCCAGAGCGACCUCGCGCAAGCCUGGCGGUCUCAGCCGGGGCGAGGCGCUGGAACACGAGAACGUUUUUGAGGAGGGAAGUGACCCGGAUGAGAUAGUGAUGGAGGACAACCAGGUAGCAGACUUUGCCAGCUCCAUGCUGGAGGCCAUUUCCUGUUGGCACACUAGAGCCCGGGCUUUGCUUUCCUUGGGGGGGACUACGGAUGAGGAGGAGGAGGGUAAAAGGGAGAAUGGGCAGACAACGGGACAGGAGGAAACCCAGCAGACCACUACGGAGUCGUCCACUCCUGAACAGGCACCUGAAACUAUUUUGCAAACUGAGAACUCCAACUCCCAUUCAGAUGUAUCUGAAAAACCAGAGCAAGAUCCUCCCAUCCUACCAGUGUCGCCCCUCAAAAGUCCUAAGUCCAACCAGAUCCCCCAUAAUACUCCCAAGCAUAAAAGCCUCACAGGGGACUCCAAGGAAAGCACACCUGAGAUGGUCCCCAGACAGGAAGAGAGCUCUGGACACUCCUCAGAGGAGGACGUAGGGGUGGAUGAAGAGGAGGAUGAAGAGGAGGAAGAGGACCAAGCUGCGGAGAACGAGUCCAGCAUUCUGCCACCGUCUGUGCUUGGCCAGGCCAGCGCUAUUGCGGAGCACUUUGUCAGCAGCACCCGCAGGAGCAGCAGCACCAUGGACGAGGUGCGCUCCCUGGGCUGCCCCUCCCCACGCAUCCCAAGCCGGACCGGCAGCACGCUCAGCCUGGGAGGAGGGGACAACACCCAGGAGCUGACCCACUGGAUGAACAACCACUGCUCCGAAGACCCCAUGGUAUCUGUGUCCCAUGACACUGGAGCUGACGUGACCAUGUUCUCUCCCCGAGAAGACAACGUGUUCGACGGCAGCUUCCGAAGACGGGACUCAACCCUAUCCAAGAAAGACCAGCUGCUGAUUGAUAAGAUCAAAGGCUACUAUGAGAAUGCUGACUACUUAGAUGCUGGCUUCUGUAUCAAGCGAAGGGAGAGCCUCACCUACAUCCCGACUGGCCUCGUGCGCAGCUCUGUCACCAAGCUCAACAGCAUUCCCAAGGAUGAUGCUGCAGAAAGGAAGUCCUCGGUCUCAAGCUCUGCAACUGCUCCAGAUCUUUCACAAACCCUUUGCACCGAAAGGAGGGAGCGCAUAGUGUCGAGUACGUCUUUCGACACUCUGGACUUUGGCAAGAGGAGAGUGUCUGAAGAUGGGAGCGAGGCGUCUCUGGACUCUUUUAGAGACAGAAGCAGGUGCCAAAGCCUGCGGGAUGUAGGCAUGCCGGACGAUGAGUUCCGACCAUCCUCAGAGAUGAUCAAGGUAUGGCAGGAGAUGGAGAAGGAGGUUACCAAGACUCAGGACGAACCCAGGGGAGCCCCUAGACGCAGAGAGGCCCACCGCCUCAGGGUAGCCAGCCCCAGCAUGUCCCCUGGCAGGAAAGCCCUGUCGUUAAGAACAGCCCCCGAGAGCGACAGCGCAGAACCUUUGAUGAUCUUGGAGGAGUCUGACCUGAGCACCAUUACGGAGGAGUCCAGCUCUCCUUCGCCCGUCAAAGGUCGGGGUAUGGUUCUGGGCCAGUCUUCGAGCUUGAGCAAUUGUCUCCGUCCUCCUCCUUCCGAAGGUAGAGCCCUCAGGGCUCCAGUCCCAAGGGUGAUCCAGCUGAGGGCAGAGGCCGAAAUCGAGGUCCCAAAAUGGGAGCUGGAGCAGAAUGAUGCCGAUGCAACCCAAAACAGCAAAGUCUUCCACUUGGCACGGAAGUACAGCCAGCGCAUCAAGUGCACUAAACCGGUGGUCCUUCAGAGAAGCCAGGAAACAGAAGGGACACUGGGAAAGAGGAACCUUUUAUGUGUGCUGGAGGAGAGACCAGAGAAGGAAGAAGGCAAACCCAACCUGACUCUGUCCUUGGACUUGUGUGGCUCAGUGAAUCAUCAGGACAUGUCUUCCAGAGCACAGCUUGGCUCCCCGAGUCCCAUCCCCACCCCCACCUCCCUGGGCAGUCCCAGGGUCCUCUCCCCGAGCCGGACUGCCUCCAAGAGCCCUCUGAGCCCCACGCCAGUGGAGGGCUUCAAUUGGCCGGACGUGCGAGAGCUGCGCUCAAAAUACACCCACCUAGAUAAGGUGGCAAGCUCGCUGCUGCAGCCCCCAGUGGCACGCAGCCACUCCGUCCCAGAGAAGAUCCAGGAUUGCAGGCCGCGAAGGCGCUCCAGCUGCUCCAUACACCUGGUUCCCUCGGAAGCUGCAGCAUCUAGGUCGUUCCCAAGCCAGGAUCCCGAGGGCGCACUGGGAAGGCAGCAUCGUACGGGGUCUCUGGAUCAGAGGCUUAGCCACCUGCACUUGAACACGCUGCAGGACUUCCAGAGAAACCCCCCAUGCAGCAGCAGCAGUGGGUACUACGUCUCCGGAGAAACCCCGCUGCCCAACGACAAGAAGCUGAUCGUCGUCGAGAAAGUCAACAUCACUUUGGAGCCAGUUGUCGUGGGGAAGGUUUAUACAGAGACAGUUGCCAUGGCCAGUCCACCACCACAGGUUGCAAAAGAGCUACAGUGGUCGAGAGCGAAGGAGGACACGGACGAUAGUUACGUCCAGAUCCGCUCCCCCACUUCCCGAGAGAAGAUCUCCAUCAUGGCGGUUAUCGACCGCUGCCGCGCCUAUCAGGAGUCCGAGGAGUACAGGCUGAGGGAGGAAAUUGCAGCAAAGGCUGAGCAGCAGGCCAACAGGAGCAGCAAAGGAAAGGACGGUGACAAGCUAGUGCCUUCGAGUGACAAACUCGAUGAGGCGCUAAAAACCGCCAUCGACUCGGGCAGGAAAGCGGACAUGAGUCAGCAGAACGUAGUGAAGAACCUCCGAGAGCGGUUUCUCAACCUGAGAUAAAGACAUUUUUAACAAGGUUUUAAGGUUUCUGUCUUUCAAAGAAGAAACACCACAUACUCUUUAAACAUGGCUCUUUCCCAUGGUCUGGUUUUGAAGGUCCUCUUACAUUUUUAUGUAAGUGAAUCCAAAAUUAGACCCUAAAAAUGAUCUAAAAAAGCUUAUGAAUUAGUUUUACGGAAGUGUCAAUUGGUUGAUGUUGAUUGGUGUUGUUUUGGCUACCAUGGAUACAAUAGCGUAGCUUACUCGCUUAUCUUGAAUGUGCACAUACCACAUAGCCAUGUGAAUUUCAACAUCUUGAAAUGCUGGUGUCAACUGUUGGAUGAUUCUGUUAAAAUUACUAUGUGUAGUUUGCCUAGUGAAAGGGGUAAAUGUCCCUCUUGAUGUUUCAACAGUAAUGCAACUCUGAAGGUGCAAUAAAGAUAGAGUAGUUCACUGUAUUCCCAGUGCAUGCCAGGCAUCUUGCUUAGUAGUUUCAGAGGGUUGUUGUACAUGAGAAAAAAAAGAUGCAAUUCACAGUGAUAUCAAGGAAAGUUCUUAUAUCUUAUAGCUUUCUGUAGUGUUUCUAAAUCAAUAUGAUUUUCCAUCUUAAAAUCUGAGAGAAGUAGAGGGUUGUAUGGAGACCAUAAGAAAGACUAUUCGUGUUGGUGCAUGAUGUCAUAUGGACUGUAAAUAGGCAUUGUACUGUACAGAUGUAUUUUCUCCCCAUUCUAAAAACAUGUACAUAUCUCCUAAUUGUGCCACAAAGGCCAACUCGUAUGUUAAUUGGGGAGGAUACACCAAGACAUUCCCUUUUCUGUUUUUACAUGUGCUUUUCUGUUUGAUUGUGUCAUAUCGGAGAGCAGCAUUGCGAUGUUCACACAUGAUCGCACUCCAGUCUGGGUUUACUUACUAGAGAACUAACACCAGACUUGCUCAUGUGAUGAGUCUUAAUUCCAAGCUCACUGCAAGAUGAAAGGGUUGUCGAUAACCAAAGAUUCACUUUAAGUAAGAAAGUCACAAGAUCUUGUGAUUGUAUUCCUGUGUAAUUUAGAGAGUGGUUGAUGUCGGUCUUAUUUUCAUUUGAAUCUGGGUCGCCCUUAAAUGAAUCACUUCAGGUCACCUUAUAGAACUUUUGUUGUUCUCAUGCCAAUCUGAACUCCCAGCAAGCAAUGUUUUUGUUGAAAACUUGUGGCAGUGACAAAAUAAUUAUAAAAGGGGCCAAUCCAACUUUUAUUUUAUUUUUGUCUUUCAAGGCUAUUUAUUCAUUUUGUAAGGAUAGUCAAAGUGUUUGGCAUGACAUGUCCUUCCUUUACAACUUCUUAAUUUGAAUAUGUUCCUAAGCAUUUGCACAAUGAUGAUGUACAGUGUUUUUAAACUGACCCUGCUUUAAAAUGAAUUUAUUAUUAUAUCAGAGUGCUGGACACAUAUGUAUGUUGCUUCAUUAGCCAGUGGUUUAGUGGACAUGCUAUCACAAACUCUAGAUUUAGCAUUGACAUUCCUGUAUCCUAGCUAGCAGCUAGCCAGUGUGCAUAGUAAGGAAGAUGCUUACAUUAUAUGUGCCAUACUUACACUAUGGUGGGUUUAUUCCUUGCACUUCACUGCAGUAGCUAGGGGGAAAGCCUGAAAAAUGUCCUGUAUAACAGUAGGUAGGGCUGCAACCACACCAUUGUAAUACUGUUCAAGCUGAAAUGGCUUUGUAGAUCCCAAGCUAUGGGUCUUUACUGUGCUUUUUCUUUUUCUCUUUCUCUCUCUCUGUGUGUGUGUGUGUGUGUGUGUGUGUGUGUGUGUGUGUCACUGUUAUCCUCUCCUCUUGACUGUACACAUUUAUCUUUCUGUUAUUUAUUAAGCUGGUGUAAAUUUCAUAUACAUAUAACUGUCUCUUUGUUUGUGUGUGUGUGUGUGUGUGUCCUGUAUAUAUAAAUAUAUAUGAAUAUGUAUAACUGAGUCAGAAUGAAAGGAAGCUGUACCGUGUCCAGUUUCUGCACAGAAAUUCUUGUAAUUCUUAGAGUGGAUGUAUGCUCCAUAUUAAAACCAAGUCUGCUUGAGAA
Molecule: messenger RNA, 6864 nt
Organism: Alosa alosa (allis shad)
Lineage: Eukaryota; Metazoa; Chordata; Actinopteri; Clupeiformes; Clupeidae
Product: pleckstrin homology domain-containing family G member 3-like
Molecular function (GO): guanyl-nucleotide exchange factor activity
Source: RefSeq, a predicted model, not a curated record